GAAAAGUAAUCGCUAUGUCUCAGUCCAAAGGAAGUGGAAAAAGUCGUGGAUAUCGUAGCAAUAAGAAGAUCAACUUCGGUGACAAGGGAAAAGAAAUCGUGGAAAGCAUAAACGAAGACAGUUUGGUCGUACAACAGUUUCGAACAUAUGCGCUCGAAUUGGACGACAAACACGAUCGUUUCGAAAGAAUUGUUAAAAUUGGCAGAGAUGUUAUUAUUCAAAGUAAACGAAUUAUUUUUCUUUUACAUACUAUAGAUAAAAAGAGCAAGGUGGAAAACGUGUUGCAGGAAAGUGAAAUGGGAAUACAAAAUGUUGCCCAAAAUUUAUUCAGAUAUAUAGCAUGGGAAUUAGAGAAUCAAGACCCGUAUAUGUAUCUUAAAGCUUACCGUAAUGGUUUGCAAGAAUAUGUAGAAGCUGUUACAUUUUAUCAAUAUAUCUACAAUGCUAAUAUGGAAAGUUGGGUAGAAUUGGAAAAAAUACUUACCUACGACGUUUCUGAAAAAUCUACAAAUAAAACUAUACAAACUUUGGUCACACCCUUCCAAUUCAUCCUAGGAAUUGCAGACCUAACUGGAGAAUUAAUGCGCAAAUGUAUCAAUAACUUGGCAACAGGAGACAUAGCUAGUUGUUACCAAACGUGCAAUUUUGUCAGAAGUAUGUACAAGGGAUUUCUUGGUUCUACGAGUACAUCCAACAAAGAAAUACAUAGGAAACUUUGUACCUUAAGGCAAAGCCUCCAUAAAGUGGAAAAUGUUUGUUAUACGAUUAAAGUAAGAGGUUCGGAAAUACCGAAACACAUACUUGUGGAUGUGGCUACUGAAGAAUAUGUGGAAAAUGAUGAAAGAUACGAAGCUUAUUAAAUGCUUAUAAACAUUGAAAGAAUAAUAAAUAGCAAACUUACAGAUAUAUCGCAAAUAUUUUAUAGCUAUUUUUAAAUGUUUAUUUAACCGUUUAAGUGCUGACAAGCGCGAUCGCGCUGCUGCCUGUUAUUGUAAUUUCUGCGUUCACUGCCGCCGAUACUUGUGAUGACAAAUAAAAAAUAUUUUAUUCUAUGUUUCUAUGUCGU
Molecule: messenger RNA, 1066 nt
Organism: Habropoda laboriosa
Lineage: Eukaryota; Metazoa; Arthropoda; Insecta; Hymenoptera; Apidae
Gene: Trax
Product: translin-associated protein X
Exons: 2
Coding region: 15-860 (281 amino acids)
Cellular component (GO): nucleus; cytoplasm
Molecular function (GO): RNA endonuclease activity; RNA binding; sequence-specific DNA binding
Source: RefSeq, a predicted model, not a curated record